AUGCGUGAAGCAGUAAAGGUUGUGUUUCCUAAUGCUACUCAUAGGCUUUGUGAAUGGCAUAUUCAGCAAAACUGUCUUGAGAAAAUUAAGAUUCCAGAUUUCUUGAAUGAAUUUAAGACUUUGAUUUAUGGGAAUUUCACUCCAGAACGUUUUGAAACUAAAUGGCUGCAAGUGAUUGAAAAGUAUGGUAUUGGCAUUAACUCAUUUAUUAAGAGGUAUGUGCAGUGCAAAAAUAGCAUCCUUGAUUUCAUUUAUAACUUUGAGAGAGCUGUGGAGGAGUAUAUGCAUAAUGAGUUAGCCUCUGAUUUCAAGUCAAGUUAUGGUGAGCCUGUCUUGAUUACUGCUUUGAGUCACAUUGAACAAGGAGCAGCAAAGUUGUUGACAUUGAAUAUGUUUAGGGAAGUGAGACAUAUGAUUCAACGAGCACUUAACCUUAAUCUUGUUGAACGAUCAGAGAUUGGUACCACAGUGAUGAUAAAGUUUAGCAUUUGUCGUCAUCCAAACACCCAGUUCUUGGUCAUUUAUGACAAGAAUCAGAACAUGUUUGAUUGUGAUUGUGGGUUUUCUGAAUAUGUUGGCAUACCUUGUUCUCACAUUAUAUGUGCUAUGAGAACUGAGAACAUGAAUGAAUUCCCUGCUAAUCUUGUUUCUAAAAGGUGGCUGAAGACUACAAAGGCUGAUUCAUUACAAUCUAUCCCUGCUAUGGAGGUUGAUACUGAUAGAAUGAAAACGCCGCGUAGAGGUGCAAUUUCUGCUGCAUGCAACUUUCUGAGUGAAUAUGGUGCUGAUGACUCUUCUGAUUUCUCAAAUGUUAUCGAGGACAUAUACAAGCUUGUCAAGAAAUUUCAGAAACGUCGCCAUCCCAAUUCUGCUGCAACCAAUUUAUUUGUCAUUGAUGCUGAAGAAGAUGAAGAUUCAUCUGUUGAAAUUGAUGGUGAUAACACUGCUGAUACUCCAGUGCCAUCAUUAGGAGGAGAUAAUGGAGGGCCCAGUUCAAUGAGUACAGUCAAAGCCAAAAGAAAGGUGGGAGAUAGAAGAACCCAAAAGGAUGUUAAACGCAACACUGGAAGUUCCCAAGCUAUGGUGUCACCAACUAUUGAGCAACCUCAAGCUGAUAUUGAAGCCCCUCCAAUGAGUUUCCCCAAUUCCCUGCGAGCCAGAUUUUACAAUCUUUCCAUCCUUUUGCUUCAUACCAGCAAUCGCCUUAUGGCACUCAGUAGAAGACUGAAUAUUGGAUGUGGCUCUGAAUUUUGCUUGGAAUUGCUAUUGCAUUGUGUUGCUUAA
Molecule: messenger RNA, 1284 nt
Organism: Lotus japonicus
Lineage: Eukaryota; Viridiplantae; Streptophyta; Magnoliopsida; Fabales; Fabaceae
Product: protein FAR1-RELATED SEQUENCE 5-like
Exons: 5
Coding region: 1-1284 (427 amino acids)
Molecular function (GO): zinc ion binding
Source: RefSeq, a predicted model, not a curated record